ACGAAUCAGAGCCCGGACUCACUUCCGGGGACUGUGUGUGUGUGUGUGUGUGUGUGUCGCCUCUCACUCCUCCGAGCCGGCAGUAUGUUUCCAACAGCAGUGUGCAGGACUCUCCUGCACGGUGUUCGAUCUCCCCUGCAUCCAGCCGUUGCGGUACCAGCGCUGAGUCGGUUCUACCGCGGUGAAGCUCCGGAGGCGGAGCGGACUGUGAUCCCACUGCCUCCAUGGGAGGAGAAGAAAAACGAGCCGCUGGACAUCAAGCGGAAGCGUCUGCUGUAUGAGAGCAGGAAGAGAGGCAUGCUGGAGAACUGCAUCCUGCUCAGCCUUUUUGCAAAGCGCUACCUGGAGAGCAUGAGUGAAUCCCAGCUGCGCCAGUACGACCGCCUCAUCAAUGAGCCCAGUAACGACUGGGACAUCUACUACUGGGCCACAGAAGCGAAACCUACCCCAGACGUCUAUCAGGGAGAAGUGAUGGACCUGCUGAAGGAGUUCACCAGGAACAGGGAGAUGGAGCAGAGACUGGACGCCCCAAACCUCGAGUACCUCGAUAAAAGCAGCCUGUGAGGUUUUUGUUCUCCUGUCGCCUGGCUGCUCAUGUGGCUCGUGAUGAGUAGAAGGUGGAAGCGCGUGUGUUAAAUCAUACGACUGAGGUGUUGUGUGAUGACUCAAGAGAAAUUGAUUUGUGAAUGAGCUGCUAAGAGAUUUCUCACUUGUGUUUAACGUGUACAGUGACUUUUAUGGGUUGUAAUUAAAGAUGCUGAUGCUGAUGA
Molecule: messenger RNA, 770 nt
Organism: Neoarius graeffei (lesser salmon catfish)
Lineage: Eukaryota; Metazoa; Chordata; Actinopteri; Siluriformes; Ariidae
Gene: sdhaf2
Product: succinate dehydrogenase complex assembly factor 2
Exons: 4
Coding region: 85-564 (159 amino acids)
Biological process (GO): protein-FAD linkage; tricarboxylic acid cycle; mitochondrial respiratory chain complex II assembly
Cellular component (GO): mitochondrion
Source: RefSeq, a predicted model, not a curated record